CUUUCUAAUUUUAACUUUAUUAAAAAGUAUAAAACACAAAUAAGCAUCAAUGUCCCAUUCUACUGUUGUUGAAGCAGAUGAUGCAACUAUGCUCUUGUCUAAGAGGGAAUUUCACAAUGAUAAAGAUUCAACCUACUGGCUACCAAAGGAUAAAGAAGAGAAGAAUAGAUUGAUAAGGCAACACUAUGUUAUAAAGGGUAUUUUUGAAGGAAACUUCCUCAAGAGCAUUGGGGAAACCCUUAAUUUUAAAAAGGAUAUCUCUAUUCUUGACGUUGGAUGCGGGUCAGGCAUUUGGAUCAUGGACAUGAUUAAAGAUUACCCCAACUGUUCCUACCAUGGAUGUGAUAUUGUUGACUUUACCCAGGGGACUAUCAGCUCCAGUCAGUUUACCUUUAAUUAUGGAAAUGUUGCAAAGGGUCUCCCAUAUCCUGACAACUCAUUUGACUUUGUGCAUAUGAGAUUACUUGUAUUGGCGCUUCGUGAGGAAGAAUGGCCGAUUGCCAUUAGGGAAUUGCUGCGUGUCACUAAACCAGGAAGAAUGAUACAACUGCUAGAGAUAGACCAUAAAUUGACAGGAAAUGUCAUGGUACAAGCGUUUUUAGCUUCAAUUCAUGCAGCUUGCAGGUCAAGGGGACAAAACGCCUGCAUAGCCACUGAGCUGAAGAAGAUUGUUUCUGUGAUUAACAAUGCCAAAAUAGUUCAAGUAGACUAUAUAAUAACUGAUUUAUAAAGUAGAAAAAAGAACAUGCAUUGGAUUUGGGAAGAUGUCUUAAAAAGCAUGCUACCUACUAUUGGGCCACAGCUAGGUCUCUACGAUAAACCAUCUCAAUUAGAAUAUGUUGAAGAAUUUAAACGUAGUUUGGCCAUACCAGAAACCUAUUUCUGUAUUAGUUCAUUAGCAAUACAAAAAAUCUAACCUGUAUUUAAAGGAGAAGUUCUUACCUGUAUGUAUGUGUUCACUAUGCCAGCAAAAUAAAGAAGGGAUUAAGGUUGUCAUUAAAGGAGAGGAAAAUAUAUUUU
Molecule: messenger RNA, 1020 nt
Organism: Rhizopus microsporus ATCC 52813
Lineage: Eukaryota; Fungi; Mucoromycota; Mucoromycetes; Mucorales; Rhizopodaceae
Product: S-adenosyl-L-methionine-dependent methyltransferase
Exons: 7
Coding region: 50-730 (226 amino acids)
Source: RefSeq, a predicted model, not a curated record